UUAAGCAAAAGGUUUCUUAGUAAUAUUUACUUGAAUCAUAGUGACAACUGACCUGCACCCACCGCCCCCCGCCGCCUCAUCCUUGGCAUAAAUUAAGUAGAAUUCUACACUUAUCGCAAAAGAGCAUUAAGAACCAGAACCACGUCGCUCUUAAGUCAUCGUAAAUACAGCACACGACUUAUCAACGCCGCACUUUCAAACCGAACGCGCUUGUGCUGACGUGGUGGCUGCAAUUAAUUUCCACGCUUUGAAUUAAUAAUCAAUUAUCACGAAAUAUGCUGACCAAGGCGCUAAUCCUGUUCGGCCUGCUGGCCCUGGCCCAAGGAUACAGCUUCACAUCCCGCGAGGUCAAGUGUCAUGUGUGCAAGGCCGUGGUGACGGAGCUGGAGGAGGCCAUUGCCAAGGAGGACUCCCACAAGAUGGCCGAUGUCAGUGGCUUCCGCCUGGAUGCCCAGGGAAACUCGAUCAGCAAGAAGGUGCGCCUGGUCAAGUCUGAGAUGUUCCUCACCGAACUGAUGGAGAAAAUCUGUGAAAAAAUGGACGACUACCUGAAGGCCACAUACAAGAGCAAUGGUAAAUUCACUCUCCUGAAGAUGAUCAUCAAUGGCCAGAUGAAUCCCGACUCCUCCCUGGUGGACUUUGUGCAAGAUGGUGACCUCAACAAAAGUCUGGGCCACUUCUGCAACGAGGUUCUGGAGGACAACGACGAGAUCUUCGUGAAGGCCUUCCAGGCCGAAGAGCUCGGCGACGAUCUGGACAUCAAGAUCUGCUCGGAGCAGGCCAGGUACUGCGAUGAAUCGCCCGUCCAGGAGGAGUACGACUUCGAUGGCAAGGAGGAGCUGUAGCUUGUCCCUGUGAUAGCCUAGUCAAUUAACGAAUUUCCUUGAUCGCCGCCAGUGCCGGUCUUUGUACUGAUCUUUCGAACGAAAAUUAUGUUUAGCUAAAGUAAAAGAAAACCACCAAGCCAAUUGUUAACAAGUAGAUACGACAAUAAAUUCCAUGUGCAAUGCCCCUUAAUACUUUA
This is a messenger RNA of Drosophila gunungcola (fruit fly), 1024 nucleotides long. It is a transcript of the gene sel, whose product is annotated as protein seele. NCBI's taxonomy places the organism in Eukaryota, Metazoa, Arthropoda, Insecta, Diptera, Drosophilidae. The record is from RefSeq and is a predicted model, not a curated record. Gene Ontology annotation, cellular component: endoplasmic reticulum. The transcript has 3 exons. Bases 276 to 845 code for a protein of 189 amino acids.